UUCAGCGUGGGUGUGUGGUGAUUGCAGGAUUGGAAUUUCUACCUUUAGUGAGCCUAGUUACCAUUUUAGAACCUAUUUUAUUUAUUUAUCGAUAUCAAAUUAGCUCCUGCUUGAUAUUUCUGUUGAUUAUGGAUGGCCACUAUUUUUGAUAUUGUAAUAUACUACAAGGCCACUGCGUCCUGUAGGUUAUUCUUUGAAACUUUAAAGUGACACGGUUCUAACUGAAUCCAGCGUGACGUUCCGUGUACAUUAACUUUACGAUCUGAUUUUGUUUUACGAGAGUGUCUUGAGACGAACUUUGGCUUCUUUCUCAUUAAUUUAUGAAAUAAUACCAAGUUGUCUCGUGUUAAUUUGUUAUCUUAUUGUAUUAAUUGGUCGCGGAAGUGAUUUCACUGUUUACAACUGCAGGAGUAAACAUGUCUUCCAAAGGUCAAACAUCAGGUAAAGACCCAAAAGUAUCAAAAAAAGAGGUCAUGUUGACACGCCACAAGUCAGCCCAGAUGAAGCGACAGCUGCGAACCAAAGAUCGGAGCAUGAAACACAUUACUGACCUUCUCAAAAGCCCAACGAAGGAAACCUUAACUAAAACUGUACCGGUAAAAAAGAAACCAUCUCCCAAAGGCAAGCAAUCAUUGCUUCAAAGUGUAGAAAAGAUACAGAAUCUACCUCAAAAGACUUUUAAACUGUCAAAAGUUCUGCGUAAAGAGAUUCUCCUGGUCCAGGAUGAAGAGUACCAUCCGAAUAAGAGGAAGAGAAAGCUGACAGUUAAUAAAGUAGUGUUGAAGCCGAAGCCUAAUAUGAAGGUAGUUGGGGAAAUAGCUGGGUCUGUUAAGAGGAAGUAUGCUGUUCCACUUAAGGCAUCAGACAAAGUUCACCAACCACAGCCUGCACACACAGACUCCGUUAAGCUGUCAAUGGAAUGUGCAAAGCUGAGCAUGGCAGAAGCCAUCCAGAUUAUGGACGAGCAGCUGACAGACGAGGACCUGAUGGAGAUCCUGACCUGCCCCAGCCCGGUGUGGUGGGAGGACCCGCCCGAUGAAGACUAUAUUGAAGAAGCACUCUUCACAAGGUCUCCUCCUGUCACUGAAAAGAAAGACGGUCGUCCAGCCACCCCAGCACCCAUGGAAGUUGACACGGAAAUAGCUGAAACUGAUACUGGUAAAAUUAUCUCGAUACCUGGUCUGAGUGCUAAAAGCGACAAUUUUAUGAAGAAAAGAUCCAAACUUGAAGAUUUACUGGGCAAUAUUAAAGAUAAAAGCAAAAAGCAAAAGGCAAAAGCAAGAAAUGAAGACGUUAUGGUUAUCUGCUCAAAUUAUCGUGCUAAUAAUGAUAUUAAAAAAGAUGUGGCUAGUGGUGAAAUCGAAGAUGUGGCUAAUAAUAAAAUUGAAGAUGUGGCUAAUAAUGAAAUUGAAGAUGUGGGAAAUAAUAAAAUUGAAGAUGUGGGUAAUAAUAAAAUUGAAGAUGUAUCUAGUAAUAAAACUGAAGAUGUGGGUAAUAAUAAAAUUGAAGAUGUGUCUAUCAAUAAAAUUGAAGAUGUGGCUAGUAAUAAAAUUGAUUAUGUGGCUAGUAAUGAAACUGAAGACAUGGCUAGUAAUGAAAUGAGAGAUGAUGUGGCUAAUAAUGAAGUGGAUGAUGAUGUGGCUAAUAAUGAAAUAGAAGAUGCGGCUAGUAAUGGAAUGAGAGAUGAUGCGGGUAAUAAUGAAAUUGAAGAUGUGGCUAACAAUGAAAUCGAAGAUGUGGCUAUUAAUGAAAUUGAAGAAGAUGUGGCUAAUGAUGGAAUUGAAGAAGAUGCGGCUAAUAAUGUAAUUGAAGAAGAUGCGUCUAAUAAUGAAAUUGAAGAAGAUGUGGCUGAUAAUGAAAUUGAAGAUUUAACUAAAAAUGAAAAAGAUGUGGCGAAUAAUGAAAUUACAAAAGACGUGGCUAAAAAUAGAGAAAAAACAGAAACGAAAUUAUCUGAAUCUGAUGAUGAAAUUAUAUUGCAUAAUAGCAGUAUGAAUGAAGAUGAAUUGCUAAAGGAUUUGGAAAAUAUGGAUAUUCCUAUAGCGAAUGAUGUGAUAGUGAUAGAUGAUGAUGAUGAUGAUGAUGAUGAUGAUUUUUUAGAGAAGCCAACUGAAAAUACAGUAAGUCAAGAAAGUAAAAAAGAAGAUGAUGAAAUAACAAUUAAUAGUGAUACUAAUAAAGAAUCAAGUAAAGAUACAGAUAAUAUAAAAGAAGAAGUGCCAAAAAACUUACCAGUGCUACAAAAGUGUAACUUAAGCGAAGAUACGACGUCCCCAAAGUCAUUAGAUAGCCUAAGUUCGAAAUCAAGCUCACAGUCAAGUGUCGUUUCAUCUAGUAAAGACAUUGAUACCAUCUCUGAUACUAACGUAAGAUUUGUAAUAGAAGAUGAAGAAGAUAGAAAUAAAAUGGUUACCCAAGACAAUGAGACAAAUAAAUGCAAUAACAAUGAAUUAACUGCGUCAGAUAAAGAAGCAAUUAAUGACAGUAUAACAGUUUACAAAAUAAUUGCAGAAAUUAGUGAUAAAACUGAUAAUACUAACGGUAAUGAAAAAGCUACCCCAAAUGAAAAUAUACUUAACAUAGUUGAUGCGAAACUUAAUGAUUAUUUUAAGAAGUGCAAAAAAGUCAAUCAAAAAAAGAAAAAGGAAACUGAUAUAAAUAAAAACGAAACAGCACAAAAUGGAGAUGCAGAUUAUUCGACAGUAUCUUGUGAUAAAUGCAAACCUACAUUUAAAAAGGUGUCAGAAAAUGAAAAUGUCAAGUAUUGCUUGAAAUGUUCCUCGAUUUUUGACUCAAAAGACUGUACGUAUUGUAUUAAUAAAUUAAACGGAACAUGUGUACCUUGUAAAAUUAAAUUUUGCUGUGCAAGUUAUUACAAAAUUCAUACAUUAAGUUGUACUAAACUUAGAAGUACAAGUAUAAGUAAGGAGGAGGUCUGCGUUGUUGGUAAAAAACUAGAUAAUGUGGAUACAUUACAGUAUAAGCCCAAGGAAGAACAUACAUUAAGUUGUACUAAACUUAGAAGUACAAGUAUAAGUAAGGAGGAGGUCUGCGUUGUUGGUAAAAAACUAGAUAAUGUGGAUACAUUACAGUAUAAGCCCAAGGAAGAACAUAGGAUAGUUUUUAUCCCAAAACUUGUCCCUUGAAAGUGAAAGGGGGGGGGGGGGAGUUUGUAUGGGUAAUCAAUAACCCCUGAAAUUAUUUAGAAGAAAUCUACCUCUCUUUCUUGACAUGUGUCUUUGACUUAGUUGACAAUGAUACAAAACCUGACAAUAGAAUCUAACUAAAAAAAAAUAGUACAUUGUGCAACGAGGGGGGGUAAGUGAAACUAUGCAAACGAGGUCUUAGAUGCACGACAGCCACAGGCUGGAGUACAUUGAAGACUCUAGUUUGUAAUAUUCAUUCCCCCGGGAGUUACACACAAUAUUUUUUCAUCAGACUUGCGAAGAAAAAACUAAAUUUUAAGCAAAAUAAUUCUUCAAUACCGUGACAUUUCACUUCCUCCGCCAUAUUGUUUUUUUUUGACAGGUUAGGCAUUGAAGGCACAGACCUAUCCGGGGCCACGAUUGAAAAUUCUGUAAAUAAUAGUACAUUACGAUACAAGUGCGAAAAAUAGGAAAUUCAAAACGAGUGGCGAUAAAUUAAAACACGACCGAAGGGAGUGUUUUAUAUCGACUCGAGUUGCGAAUUACCUAUUCGCACAUGUAUCGUACAACGUUUUACAGUACAUAUGGCCCUUUAAAUGUUCGACACAGUAACGUAAUAUGCUAAUUUACGCACUAGUGCGCUAAAGUAGCACCAUAUGUACUGUAAAUAUAUUAAUCAAAUUAAAUAUUUUUAAAGAUAAACAAUAAAAAUAAAUUAUAAACGUCAGUAUUUUAAAAGUAAAACUAAUUGAUACCUACUUGGUUCGUAUGAAUUAGUGACACAAUUGAAAGAAAGCUAUAACUCCCUCGGCAAAUAUGGGUUUUAUUUCACAAUCCAUAACUCCCGCGGGAACUAUACAAGUCUUUAUCCUUCAGUAUACUGCAUGAAAUAAGAUCUUUUUCGAGCAAGUUUGAUGAAAAAAUAUCAGCCUCAGACGUCGCCGACGCUGAAAACGUGUGACUGUUAAUGGUUUGUUGUACUUAUUCAGGAACUAUGAGAACUGAAACCCUUUUUUUCCACUCUUCGACUGUAAUGGUUUUUUUUUUGUAUACCAAAAUAUAAUUGCGUACUUUUCAUGUAUGGGCUCCCAUUCAACUAAAAGAUUCAUUUCGAUACACUGUAGUCAAUUGUAAAAACGUAGCGCGUAUGUAGCGCGUUUAUGUCUACUGAGAUACAGGGUGGACAAAUAAGAAUGAUACACUUUGUUUUUAAAUUUUAAUUACAUUAAGUGGAAAUUUUAUUAAAUAUUUUUUCAUAAAUAUAUUAUUCAGGGUUGGCAAUUGUAUACGGAAGAUAAUUUCUGCCAAAUGUCUACCACUAGCAGCAAGCAAUUUUAUCUCAAAUGUUUCUGUUGUUUAAAACACGUUGUUUGUUCGAUUAAUUUUGAAAAAAAGUGACAGUGAUUGGCACCCAAAUUCCCCAAAUUUUGCAGCUCUUGACUUAGUUCUGUGGGGCUAUCUAAAAUUACGUGUCUAUGCUAACGAGCUGAUGAAAUUUAACCAGUUAAAACCGACUAUUCGACACAAAUGUACUAAGAUAAUGCCAAAAAUGUGCGAAUAGAUGCUGAACAUUGGGAUGAUAAGGGCUUAACAUUUGCCUGCUGUUAGAGGUGGACAUAUGACAGACAUUAUGUUUCGCAUGAAUUUGCCAACCCUGAAGAAUAUAUUCUUAAAACAAUACUUAAUAAUUUUUGAACUUAAUACAGUUAAAAUUUAAAAACAAAAUGUAUACUUCUUAUUUAUAUAUAAUAAUAAUAUAUAAUAUAAAAAAAAAAAAAAAAAAAAAUAUAAUGUCCUAUAAUAUAUUAUAAUAUUAUUUGCCCACCCUGUACUUAUCAAUUUUCAUCAAUUAUUUAGGUUUUAUAUAAAAAAGUAUAAAAGUAUUAUUUUAGACGACUUGUAGAAAAAAGUAUUGUAUACAGUAGUGAAAUAAUCUCGUAUCUUAGGCAACUCCGCAAGCUUCGUUGCCAAAACACUGUACUCGACUGAAAGGAUUCCUAUUAUAUCACUAUUGUAGUAGACAUGUAUGUUGGGGUUGGCGGCCGUCACCUUAGAACAGUCGCCAUAAGAUAUAUCGGAGCGCCCAAGGAGAUUAAAAACAUGUACAGUCAACCAAUUUGAAUCCUAGGCCACUAUAGAACCUUGUCGCUUUAACUACUAGAUACUUGACACGCAUCAUGGCAUGAAGUCAUUAUGGCAUGGUUCUAUAGUGGCCUAGGAAUCAAAUUGGUUGACUGUACUUUAACGUUUUGGUAAUAGAGGCGUUGUUCAGUACCCCCAGUGUAAAUAAAUUCGAUUUCGAAACGUGACGUACGCGUUUGCGUUUAGUCUCAUUUUGUAUUGGAUUUAGAAAGAGCGCGCCAAGCGGGACGUUUUGGAAACUCAAAAUCCUAUACAAAAUGAGACUUAACGCAAACGCGUUCGUCACGUUAUGAUGUCGAUCAAAUUUACACUAGGGGUACUGGUAUUUGUGAACACCAUGGCCGCUCCGAUAUAUCUUAUGCCGACUGUAUGAACAUCUCACGCAGUUUACUACAAUACGAAUUAUACUUAUCCUCUGUAUCUUUAGGUAUUUAAAUAAAAAUAAACAUACAAUUUGUACAUUUUCGGGUUAUAACAUUUAACCAACCAAAUACAAAACCGCCUGGAUCUGUCACUGAACGACCCGACUUUAACCUACAUUAUUUGAUCAUGUAAUGUUUUCAUCUACCCUCAACUGGCUUAAGGAGCCAUUUGAGGGUAGAUUUUGUUUACUUUUAUUUAAAUACUUAAAGAUACAGACCAUAAAUCAAAACAAAAUUGUUGCGGAAGAGCUAUAAAUACUAGCACCUAAUAAAAACAUAAUGCAUGUCACAUUGUAUUGUAAAUCAAAACCACUUGCUCAAUAAAAUUUAAGUUAUUUUUAGCGUACUUCAUGGCUGUUAUAUAUUUUUUUAAACGAAUUUUUGUAUUUUUUUUUUUAAAUGUGCUAAAACUGCUAAAGAAUGUGUAAAUCAAGUCAUAUUUGUUUAACCUCGAUUGUUUUGGUCGAAGGAUUUUUUCAAGGAUUAAUAUAGUACAUUACGAUACAAGUGCGAAAAAUAGGAAAUUCGAAACGAGUGGCGAUAAAUUAAAACACGACCGAAGGGAGUGUUUUAAAUCGACACGAGUUGCGAAUUACCUAUUCGCACAUGUAUCGUACAACGUUUUACAGUACAUAUGGCCCUUUAAAUGUUCGACACAGUAACAUAAUAUGCUACUUCUCGCACUAGUGCUAUAAAGUAGCCCCAUAUGUACUGUAAAGCAUAAUAAAUAUAAUCGGCAAAUAUAACAUGAUGUGAAAAAGUGAAGAAAUAUGGGUCAUAUUCCUUUCCUAAAUAAAUCUUGUGAUAUACCCUUUAUUAAUGUAUAUAGAUUGAUCGUUAUUAUGAUGUGAUAUAUGGUAUACAAUCCAAUUUUUUGUGGAGACGGUGAGACUCGAUCCUAGGAGUGACUAAGUCCUUUAAAUUAUUUAUUUUAACUUUAUUGUACAAAAUACAAAAAUAUCGUGCAAAUGGCGAACUUGAUGCCUAAUAGUAAUGACAUACAAUUCAUAAUUAUGUGACGUCUUGGCUCCGUUGUAUGGUUGUAUGACACGGUGGUAAAUAAAACAGAUUAUGAUCGUAUGCCUUGCGACCCAGCUGCUCGCUCGGCACUUGACAGUUGUCGACUUGCAGGUAGAUUCACAAAUACUUUUAUUGUGUAAACGUCACAAUUAUAAUAGCAAUAGGGUUGUUUCCAAAUUUUUGAAACGCUUGUAUUACGUUCUACAUUAACUAAAAGUUGCCCUAAAGUUCAACUUUUAUACUAAAAACGGCUUUAAAUAUGUUAAAUUAACAAAAUAUCUUUUGACAGAUGCUUUCGCGCCCAAAACGCUCUUUGAAAAUUAUGUGACGUCACAGUUUACGGUUUGACACAUAACUACAUACAUACGUAGAAGAUACAAACUGUCAACUGAUAUUUGUCAUUUGUAGUUUAUCGCCUAACUGUCAACAGUGUCAAUCCGAGAGUUGUGACGUCAUCAGAAUCUUUAAUGACGUUCCGAGUUUGGUCACGUGACGUGUGUCAAAAGAUAUUUUAAAUUCAAUAUUUACAAAAAUAUGGUCAUCACAGGUCCCCUAAAAGUAGUUUAACAUGUUCUUAUAAUCCAAAAGAAUUUAUUGGGAUACAAUUCUGCCCUAAGAUUUGUAGAUGGAAAGAACCCUAUUCUAACGUUACCACGUCGUCAAAAUCAGAAUAUUAAGGUAGUUCCUUUUAGGACACUUAUUUUUAAUUUAUUGGCAAUUGUGGUUUUAUAGUUUAAGUGCCCAAGUCUCCCGUAUAAAAAAAAAGUGAAUGAUGUUACGUGUUCUGUACCCCUAGUGUAAAUAAAUUCGAGUUCGAAACGUGACAUACGCGUUUGCGUUUAGUCUAAUUUUGUAUGUGAUUUAGAAAGAGCGCGCCAAGCGGGACGUUUUGGAAACUCAAAAUCCUAUACAAAAUGAGACUUGACGCAAACGCGUUCGUCACGUUAUGAUGUCGAUCAAAGUUACACUAGGGGUACUGAAUGACUUCGGAUAGAAUAAAAUACUUCGCAGUGUGUUCUUUCUUUUUGUUGUCACGUUUCUAUUUUUAUCUUUUAUCAAAUAUAUAAUUUGUAAUUAUAAGUUGAAUGUUAUUGCAUGUAUUUCUAGCUAUAUAUUAUAAUUCUCUUGAGAAAAAUUUAAAGAUAAAUUGCACCCAAUACAAAAAGCUCCACUCUGUCAAAUUAUUUGGGGACAAAAACACUACAACGAAAAUAAUAUUUGACCCGCGAAAGGCGUCAACUUUCGGCACGCUGCGCGAAUCGAAGUUGCCGCUUUCAGACUUCGUCGAACAGAAAAAUAGUGUACACACCUCGUUCAUUAAAAAAAAAACUUCAGAUCACACGUUUGUGAACCUCGACUUCGCUUCGGCCGACAAUUCCAUGUGAUCCGAGACAUUUAUUACAUUACUGUAUGUAAUUACAAUACAAUAUAUGUUGAUACUUUCCCGCACUGGUGCGGGAAUAAGCACGUUCCGUGCCUAUGUCGGAAACUUAAAGGGCCGUAUGCACUGUAAAACGUACGAUACACGUGCGAAUAGGUAAUUCGCAAUUCUUGUCGAUAUAAAACACUUCCCUUCUCCCUCCCUUCGGUUGUUUAAAUAUAUCACCACUCGUUGCGAAUUUCCUACUUUCCGCACUUGUAUCGUAAAUAACUAUUUGAGCUUACUCCUAAGUAUCUCAUGUGUAUCUCGAAUGAGUAUAGUUGAAUACCACUGUAAAAUACUAGUAUUUAAGGCGAAGAAUAGUAUUAAUAUUAGUGGCAAUAAAAUAUUAAGAAAUA
Molecule: messenger RNA, 8509 nt
Organism: Cydia pomonella (codling moth)
Lineage: Eukaryota; Metazoa; Arthropoda; Insecta; Lepidoptera; Tortricidae
Product: protein PFC0760c-like
Exons: 4
Coding region: 417-3146 (909 amino acids)
Source: RefSeq, a predicted model, not a curated record